Messenger RNA from Haliotis rufescens (red abalone), 351 nucleotides. Its product is annotated as 101 kDa malaria antigen-like. NCBI's taxonomy places the organism in Eukaryota, Metazoa, Mollusca, Gastropoda, Lepetellida, Haliotidae. The record is from RefSeq and is a predicted model, not a curated record. The coding region runs from base 1 to 351 and encodes 116 amino acids. The transcript has 3 exons.
AUGAAAGAAGAAGAGAAAGUCGAUAAAGAAGAAGAAGAGAAAGUCGAGAAAAAAGAAGUAGAGGAAGUAGAGAAAGAAGAAGAGGAGGUAGAGAAAGAAGAGGAAGAGAAAGAAGAGAAGAGGAAAGAAAAAGAGGAAGAGGAAGUAGAGAAAGACGAAGAAGAGGAAGUAGAGAAAGAAGAAGACGAGAAAGAAAAGAAAGAAGAGGAAGAGAAAGAAGAGGAAGAAGGAGAGAAAGAAAGGGAGAACAGAAAGAAGAAGAUAGAGAAAAAGAUAUUCCUGCUGUUGUUAUCUGAAUCUCAUGAGCAGCCGGUGAACAAGCCAAUCAUGGAAAAUACAGAACAACAAUAA